UCUUCCAAACGACGACCAUCGACUUCUUAGGGUUCAUGUGUUCUUCGAGAUAAUCGACAAUGGAGUUUCGGGAGAGUUAUCUGAGACGAAUCUUCAUGAGAAUCUCUGGAUCGAGAUGUGUUCGUGUCCUUUCGUCUGAGUUUCUUCUCCCCAUAACCGUUACGGCCAGAUGCAUUGAUUGAUUGGCAUUAACGACCUUAAAUCCUUCGACCUACUCCAAGAAAGAUUCCUCAUUCAAUGCAUCUCUCCUCUCUUCUCAACCUAAACAGGCUAUAUAAUGUAUGUGGAAUGCAUGGGUAUCAAUCUCGGAGAUAGACCAUUUUAUCACUCUGAAACGAACCAGGUUGCUCUUGCAGAGGCAGAAACUGAAAGUAGCUUCCAUCUUGAAGGAGCAGAUGGGUUACCUAGAAGAAUGGUCUCUUAUGGAUAGAGAUCAUUCAGUUUCUUUGUUAGGAGCAAUUGAAGCCUUGAAAGCCAGCACGCUUCAUUUUCCAGUUAUUGAAAAAGCUGUGGUUGAUAUUCUAGAUCUCAAGCAUAUUGUUAGUUUGGCUGUUGUGCACGGUAUGGCGUCUUCCAUAUUCUCGCUGAUAUCAAAGGUAGAUGAAAUGAAUUCAGUAAUGGCGGAAAUGAUGCAUAUCACUGCACAAGAAACAGUCUUGCUCAAACAAUGUGAAAGAUUCUUAUCAGUAGCAGCAGCUAUGUAUGUUAAAAUAGUUGCAGAUUGACCGACUGGAAGAAGAAUAGGUUAAGGACUGUAGCAUGAA
Messenger RNA from Brassica oleracea var. oleracea, 764 nucleotides. Its product is annotated as protein SNOWY COTYLEDON 3-like. NCBI's taxonomy places the organism in Eukaryota, Viridiplantae, Streptophyta, Magnoliopsida, Brassicales, Brassicaceae. Gene Ontology annotation, molecular function: microtubule binding. Gene Ontology annotation, biological process: centrosome cycle; spindle assembly. The coding region runs from base 282 to 725 and encodes 147 amino acids. The transcript is spliced from 4 exons. The record is from RefSeq and is a predicted model, not a curated record. Gene Ontology annotation, cellular component: centrosome; nuclear microtubule; cytoplasm.